CUAAUUAACGGAAACUCAAACAGAGUGUAACGGUCUAACCAUCACUAAACCAACCCCAACAGAAAAACAUGUUACCAAAACUCCGGUCACGGCGGCGCCUCCGCUACUCCACCUACAUCUCCGCCAUAAUCGCCGCCGUCCUCCUCCUUAUAUCCGUCACCAUCCUCUACAUCCGCCUUACCCACCACCAUCACCAAACACCCACCAAUCACCAUCACCACCAAUCCAAAGACCACCACCUCACCGCCGACCCACUUUUAGAAGAUAUUGACCCCCUUGACCGAACCACCGACGAAAAAAUCGACGAACUUGAUGACACCCAUCAUGACCCAGAUCCCCAAAACGACGUCGACGACGACGACGAUGACGUCAUCACAAAUGAAAAUGAGCAAGACCCAUCUGGGGUUUCUUCAAAAUAUUACUUUGAUCACGCGCUUGGCGUGAUUCGACGCGCUUUCGAUAGACGGUCGAUUGAUCAGUGGGAAGAUGAUGAUAGUUUUGUAAGUAAUAAUGUUAAUGUUUUGGAUAUUGGGUUUGGUUCAGACGACGUCGUUUUGGAUGAAAAUGUUAGAAAUAAAUUAGUUCAAGUGAAAAGUAUUGAAGAUGCAUUAUUGUUAAGUAUAGGAAACCGGGUUUCCCCUUUGAAAGAAGGGUGGGGGAAUUGGUUUGAAAAAAAGAGUGAUUUUUUGAGAAGAGAUCGAAUGUUUAAAUCGAAUUUGGAACUUUUGAAUCCUUUGAGUCAUUCGUUUUUGCAGGAUCCCGAUGGACCGGGUGUUACAGGGUUUACUAAAGGCGAUAAAAUGAUACAAAAACGGAUAGUUAGUAAGUUUAAGGAGGUACAUUUUGGUAUUGAGAAAAAAGAUUUAAGUGUGUCACCGCGUAAUUUAGUUGUUAAGAAUGAAGUUAAGAUAGCGGAAAGAAGGACUUUGGACGAUAAUGAGGUUAUAAGGUCUGAGUUUUCGGGUCAAAUUUAUGCUGAUGGGAAAAGAUGGGGGUAUUUUCCUGGUGUGUAUCCUCGUUUGUCGUUUUCUAACUUUAUGGAUGCGUUUUUUAGGAAAGGGAAGUGUGUGAUGAGAGUGUUUAUGGUUUGGAAUUCUCCGCCUUGGAUGUUUAGUGUCAGACAUCAACGUGGGCUUGAAAGUUUGUUUUUUCAUCAUCGAGAUGCUUGUGUUGUUGUGUUUUCUGAGACGAUUGAGCUUAAUUACUUCUAUAGUUUUGUUAAAGAUGGUUACAAAAUUGCUGUUGCCAUGCCAAAUCUGGAUGAAUUGUUGAAAGAUACACCGACCCAUGAGUUUGCUUCGGUGUGGUUUGAGUGGAGAAAAACAAAGUUUUAUCCUACUCACUAUAGCGAGCUUAUCCGCCUUGCUGCUCUUUACAAGUAUGGUGGAAUCUAUCUUGAUUCAGAUGUUAAAGUGCUGAGACCACUAGAUUCGCUGUCUAAUAUGGUGGGCGUGGAAGAUGAAUCAUCUGCAAGUCAGUUAAAUGGAGCCGUGAUGGCAUUUAGAAAGCACAGUCCCUUCAUAAUGGAGUGCUUGACGGAAUUCUAUGCAAGCUAUGAUGAUACAAGCUUAAGGUGGAAUGGAGCUGAUCUUCUAACUAGAGUAGGAAGUAAGUUUUUUAAUGAAGAAAAUGGUUUCAAGAAUCAGAUGGAGCUGAAACUGCAACCCUUCUUUGCUUUUUUCCCCAUAAGUCGUAAGAACAUCACAAGAUAUUUCACUGCACCAGCGACAGAGGUUGAAAGAGCUGAUCAAGAUGUGCUAUACCAAAAGAUUCUCGACGAAUCAUUAGUGUUUCAUUUCUGGAAUAGCUUAACAUCUGGCCUAGUUCCCGAGCCUGAGAGCCUAGCAGCUAGGCUUAUUGACCAAAAAUGUAUCCGCUGCUCUGAUAUAUUGUAAAUCUAUAUGUUCCCAUAUUUUCCCCCGAAGGCCGACAGGUAAACUUUACAUGGUUUAAGUUAUUUUGACAGAACCGUCGCCAGAGCUCAAAGGAAAACACUUGCAGGAAAUGGAAUUUUGUUGUGUAUCAGCUUUUUGUGCAUAAAAGAUCUCACACUUUGGGUAUGAUCAUCUCCAAAGGAGACCUGUUUACUUACAGUAUGUCUGUAGCUUGUAAAAUUGUGGUAAAUAGCAAAGCGAAUGAUUGCCUUUUUUGGUGUUAGAAAUCGUAUAUUGCCAAGAUGCAGCAUAGUCAUAUAGUAGACUAGAAGUAUCUUAAAUUAGUGUACUCCUUUUCCCCCUUUGAAUAUGAGUCGAUGUUUACUCACUAAAGCAACUAUUCUUUCAUUAUAUUGUGAUAUAGUUUUUAUAGUGAUAGGAUACAAGUUUUGAUUUAAAUCUUUGUUAAAUGCUGUAGUUUUGCUAUGUGCCCAUUGUGCAUCCAGAGUUCCAGACUAUCUUUAUGUAAUCAAGCAUUAUGUCUCAUCAAACCAGAUAAAAAUUUGUUGAUUGAUAUUUCAUUCCAAAAGGCUUGUAAA
Messenger RNA from Erigeron canadensis, 2473 nucleotides. RefSeq lists its product as uncharacterized. The transcript has 5 exons. Bases 69 to 1895 code for a protein of 608 amino acids. Lineage: Eukaryota; Viridiplantae; Streptophyta; Magnoliopsida; Asterales; Asteraceae. The record is from RefSeq and is a predicted model, not a curated record.